This is a messenger RNA of Quercus robur (English oak), 698 nucleotides long. RefSeq names its product vascular-related unknown protein 4-like. The transcript has 3 exons. The record is from RefSeq and is a predicted model, not a curated record. Lineage: Eukaryota; Viridiplantae; Streptophyta; Magnoliopsida; Fagales; Fagaceae. The coding region runs from base 64 to 597 and encodes 177 amino acids. Gene Ontology annotation, biological process: xylem development.
AGAGGGCAGUUCAGCCACCAAACCUCCUUUUCUCUUUCUUUGUAUCCUCUCCUAGCUUUACAGAUGGAAAACUCAAUGAAUUCUAUGAGAAAAUCCCUCAUAUCCAAAGAAAGAACCUCUGAGCCUGCUGAGGAGAGUGGUUGGACUAUGUACUUCGAAGACUUGUUAGCCAAUAACAACAACGAAUACAGUUAUAGCUCUCUUGGUUUAGAAAGCCCUUCUUUGGUUUCUGAUGCUGCUUCUUUGGCUGGAAAAAGGUAUGAAAGUAUUGAGAGAGAUGGGGGCUUGGCUAUGGUUAAAAGUAGUAGUAAAAGACUGAGCUUCAAGAAGAGAAAAGCUAAAGGAGUUUUGGUUGAUGAUGCUUUAGAGGAUACUGCUAGUUCUCCUGUAAAUAGUCCCAAGGUUUGUAACCUGGCUGAGAUGGAUAUGAAUGCAAUAAGGAAUAAUAAUACAGGCAUAUCUCAGGAGAAAAGAAGUGUUUCAGGACAGAUAGAUGAGAGAAGUGGCCCAAGUGGGAGAGAUAGUGACUGCACAGAACUGAAGAAAAGGGGUCUUUGCUUAGUUCCUUUGUCUAUGCUAGUUAAUUAUUUUGGUUGAUUCCAAAUAAUCAUCCGUACAUCUCUCUAUGCAUGAAAAAAAAAAUCAUGCUAAAAUGUUGCUGUGUAUAUCGAAAUUAAUCAAGAGCAAUUAUUUUGUUA